GCGCUCGGCAUCAACUUCCGGUUGGUGGAAAAGUGUCCGAACAUGUCCGCGUCCGCGGUUGUACGAAGGGUCGCGGCGCUGUCCGGAGCCUCCGCCGUUGGACUUGGUGCAUACGGAGCUCACGGUUUCAAGAACAAGGACCCCGAUGACUAUCAGAGAGUGCUUUAUGAAACUGCCAACAAAUACCAUUUCUACCACAGCCUGGCCCUGCUAGGAGCUGCCCACUGCGGAAGACCCAUUGUGGCGGGGACCCUGCUAGUUACAGGCAUGGGGAUGUUCUGCGGCCCUUUGUACCACCAGGCCCUCACAAAGGACCCUGGCCUGAGCAAACUGGCUCCCAUGGGUGGGAUGGCAAUGAUCGCUGGCUGGCUCGCCAUGAUUCUCUAAAGUGUGACAGCUCGCAUGGUGUCCACAGGGCCAGCACGUGACACUAAGCUGUCAGACUUCUUAUGGAUGAAUUGGACAGCUAUAGCAGAAGCAGCAGUUUUCUGAAGGGAAGAGCUGAGGUAUAAUGCCAACCAUCCAACUGCUGCCUUUCACUGGGAACACAUGUCAGGAGGGGAUAAGGUCACAAAAGGAAAAUUACUCCUUUGCCAUUGCUGUCUGUUUAUGAUGGGCACUUUUUGACUUUACGUUUUAUUGGAUGGGAAAAUGAACACAUUGUUAGAAAUGUGUUUUUUUUCUUUGUAACUGUGAGAUUUUAAUUGUUGGAUAAAAAGGUUGUACCGAUCUUUUUUCUUUAAGGGAUAAUUGUUUUAUGUAUAAAUACAAAGUGAAAUUAAAAAGAAAAUAUAAGCUUUGCUGUUUUCUUUUUGCUUGUUAGAUAAAUAGUAUAUCAGAUUUUAAA
This is a messenger RNA of Oryzias latipes (Japanese medaka), 847 nucleotides long. It is a transcript of the gene tmem256, whose product is annotated as transmembrane protein 256. The record is from RefSeq and is a predicted model, not a curated record. NCBI's taxonomy places the organism in Eukaryota, Metazoa, Chordata, Actinopteri, Beloniformes, Adrianichthyidae. Gene Ontology annotation, cellular component: membrane.